Electrophorus electricus (electric eel) is the source of this 2693-nucleotide messenger RNA. Lineage: Eukaryota; Metazoa; Chordata; Actinopteri; Gymnotiformes; Gymnotidae. The record is from RefSeq and is a predicted model, not a curated record.
AUGUUCAGCACUCUUAAGAAGCUUAUCAGAGGCUCCAUGGGUCCAAUCCCAGCCCCAGUCAUGGCCCAUGUACCAGCCCAGCUCCAGCCCAGCUCCAGCCCAGCUCCAGCCCAAGCUCCACCUCCAUCUAGCAAACAGGCUCUUUCAUCAACUCCUCCAUCAGCUCCACUGCCUCAGCCAGCUAUGUUGGACCGAUGUAAUUUACAGGGAAAAAAGCCUCCAACUAAAGAAAAACAGCCCAAGGAAGUGGAAAAAGCUCCUGUACCAUCAGCUUCCCUGCCCUGUGUCCCUGCUCCCAGCCCAAAGCCAGAGGACAGGCCAGCUCACCCGGCCAAUGGACAGCCACAAGCUGAAUGGCAGGAAACACUACCCUGUCUGCCACAUCACACUGUAAUAAACAAAUACUCGGAUGCACAACUUCGAGAGAUAAUCAAACAGAUGCGGGAAAGAACAGACGUGUACAAGGGAAAACUCCUAGACCCAUAUGCAUCUUCACCAGAGCACAGUCCUCCAGUCACACCUGUUCUGAGAAAAAAAGAUUUCUUAAAAAGGCGAGAGAAGACGAGAAAGAGAAAAGAUGAGGAGGAAAGGAAAAGCAAACAGGAGGAGGCUGAGAAAGCUGAGGAAAAGAAGAAAGGAGAGACAGAAGAAAGGAAAGAGGAAAAGAAAAACGAGGAGAAAAAAGAGGGAGCUGCACCAGCCGAGCAGAAGGGUUCUACAUGUCCACAACUCAAAGGCAGCAUCAUGGACACUGUGUUGAAACCAAUUGAAGACAGUGUGGACAAGCUCCUGGGCAGAUCCCUGGAACCAUUCACAGAUCGUUGGUACAUCAUUUGGCUUAGCAUAGUCACUAUUGCCUUGAACUACAACCUUUGGUUCAUACCGGUUCGCAUGGCUUUCCCCUACCACACUCCUGGAACAGUUCCUCUGUGGGUCACCUUAGAUGUCCUAGCAGACCUGAUCUACAUCAUCGACAUGCUUGUUUUCCAGCCACGACUGCAGUUCUGCAUAGCUGGUGACAUCAUUUAUGAUAGAACUGUUAUUAAGAAGAACUACAGAGACUCAAGAAAAUUUCAGUAUGAUCUGAUAUCAGUCAUGCCCCUGGACUUGCUGUAUAUGCCAUUUGGAUUCCGGUCUCUCUUCAGGAUCAAUCGCAUCAUGAAAAUUGGAGCAUUUUAUGAAUUCAGUGAUCGACUUGAGGGCAUUAUGACUAAAGCUUAUAUCUGGAGGGUUAUUCGUACCAUUGGAUAUCUCCUGUUUGUCCUUCAUAUCAACUCUUGCCUUUUUUAUGUGGCCUCUGAAUACCAAGGCAUUGGCACAAACAAGUGGGUUUACAGCGGUGAAGGCAAUGCCUACCUGGGGUGUUUCGUCUACUCAGAGAAAUCCCUGUUGAUGAUCGCAGAACUCACCUUAUUUGGUCAAAUCUUUCAGAUGACCAACUAUUUUUUUGGGGGGCUAUUUUUGUCCAUGGUUCUUGGCCAGAUGAGAGACGUCAUUGGUGCUGCCACUGCUGGUGAAAUGUACUUCCGCACGUCUAUGGAUGCAUGUGUGGCUUACAUGGUGUCAAACCGUAUUCCAAAGUUGGUACAACAUAGAGUGCGUACAUGGUACAACUACACCUGGGCCUCCCAGGGUAUUCUGGACGAGUCAGAGCUACUGGAGCAGAUGCCUCAGGUGAUGAGGACAGCUAUUGCUGUAGACAUUAACCUUGCCACGUUUCAGAAGAUUGACCUGUUUAAGGGGUGCGAGAACCAGAUGCUGGUAGACAUGUUGUUGAGGCUGAAGUCUAUCGUGUAUCUGCCCGGAGACUUUGUCUGCAAGAAGGGUGACAUUGGUAAGGAGAUGUACAUCAUCAAAGCCGGGGAGGUGCAGGUCAUUGGUGGACCCGACAACAAGACUGUCUUUGUGACAUUGAAGGCAGGCUGUGUGUUUGGUGAGAUCAGUCUUCUACAGUCUUCAGCUAAUGGAGGCAACAGAAGAACAGCUAAUGUGGCAGCACAUGGAUUUGCCAACCUCUUUGUGCUGGAUAAGAAAGACCUCAAUGACAUACUGAUUCACUACCCAGAAUCCCAGAAGGUUCUGGCCAGAAAGGGAAGGACCCUGAUGAAGGCCAAAGACUCGGCUGCAGUCGGGACAGAAGAACAGAGGAAGAAAGGACUAGAGUUGUUUGGAGGCAAGCCUGCCACUCCUAAAAUGCUUCGCGCUUUUGGAAAAUUCAACAAAAAAGGAUUUUUGGAAAAACUCAAGUUACACUGCAGCAGCAGGAGAGGGUGUCCAUCCUCGUCCUUCCUGUGGUGUCUGAGACCUGCACAGGGGUAUGGCAGGUGCCCCCAAUAUACUUGUGGGCCGCUGGACAAGGCCUGCUGAACCAAACGGGCUCUUAACACGAGAGGUUUGCACUUAUGUUGUCCUCUUCUCCUACCUCUCAGCCUCCUGAAUCUUUCAAGCUUAAUCCACAGUGCAUGCGGAGGAUUUAGUUGUAAAGGAUGUUUGAAUAACCGUGUGCACUGAAAUGUCUUUCGGAAAUGAUUAUACAUAUAUAUUACUUAUUACGGAUAUAAUGCAUUCUUGCUCCAUGUUUCAUGAUGAACUUUGAGGGUGGGAACCUAACAAGGAUGCAUGUUGUAUUCUGUUCCUGCAUCAUGACUGUAGAUUCCUGGAUAAUACUUCCUCUGUUUUCAGUUCAAGUUGUU